Molecule: messenger RNA, 3885 nt
Organism: Nerophis ophidion (straightnose pipefish)
Lineage: Eukaryota; Metazoa; Chordata; Actinopteri; Syngnathiformes; Syngnathidae
Product: protein lifeguard 2-like
Exons: 12
Coding region: 1361-2191 (276 amino acids)
Biological process (GO): negative regulation of apoptotic signaling pathway
Cellular component (GO): Golgi apparatus; endoplasmic reticulum; membrane
Source: RefSeq, a predicted model, not a curated record
CUCGCCCUAAGUCAGGCGAAUAGUCUUUCACUCUCCCAUAAUCUUAAUGAGGACAAGCUGUAUAGAAAAUUAAUGGAUGAAAAAAUACGACUUGAGUAACACUCAAUAUUGUUAUUUACUUUAGUCAUUUUCAGUUGUAUAUCAUGAAUUGACUGAACAUGUUUGAGAUCACACUUCUGACCUUGGUUUUCAUUGUAAUGCACUUUUUUUUAUUUUUUACUAAAUAAUAGUAAGAGUAAAAACAUACCAGGGGUUCUUAACCUUUUUGACUUUGAGGACCAAUUUUUUCACUGCAGAAGGGCCUAAGGCCCACUGAAAUUAUAACACUGAAUUAGUAACCUAAUCUUAAUUUUAAUCAUAUUUAGUAAUUAUAUCUAACAUAAUUACAGUUUAACAGGAUGAUAAUAAUAAACCUUGUCUAAUUAUGUGAAAGCAUGUGUUAAUCACAAAUAAUAUCAAAGCUUAAGAGGGGCUGACUACAAAAUAAAUAGUAUUCAAAUAUACUGCAAAAGAAAAAAAGCAAUUUCCAUACAAUUACGCUGAGCUAAAAUGAAAAAUGUCUAACCACAAAAAUAAUAAUUAAUGUUUAAGUAAACUUUCAAUAAAAUUAAAGUGCAAAUGAAAAUACACCUUCACCACUCUAGUCAUAAUUUUUGCGCUCAAAAAACAUCCGCUCCAAACUUAUGUUUGUUUGAAAUUGUCAUUACUGCUACGAAAAGUGUAUUACGAUGCAAUACCGCUGGUUCCCAUACGGACUAAAGAUGAGAAGCUAAUUUUUUGGCGGUGCUUGCGGCCCAAUUAUGGAUAAGAAACACUGGACUUUACUUUAUAGAUUCAAUUAGGCUACAGCAGCACAAGUUACUUGCAUAAACAUGUCAAGUGUUAAAAAUGUAUCAACAGAUGGUGUGGCCAUCUACUUCCACCAACUCAAUGGAUAAACUCCCCAAAAUUAAAUUGUAUUGUCCAUCCAUCCAUUUCUCCCUAUUGUCCCUUUCAGAGUCGUGGGGGACGCUGGAGCCUAUGUAUUGUAAUAUAGUAAUUUCGAAAUAAAACCAAUUUCAUUUCCAUUCACUUUCCAUUCCAAACUUCCAUGGACUUUUUUUUAUCUACAGUGCCUAUUUCAGUGCUAAAAUCCCAGCAUCAUGGUUAUGUGUGCUGCAGCCUCACUAGAUGCUGCCAGAACGUGCCUUCGAGGGUGAGGGAGGGGAAUGCGCGCCUCCCUCCUGCUGCUGUGUUUUUAGUGUGCGUCACAAUUUUUGUGAGAGAGUGUUGAACAGCCACCAUCAUCAUCUUGUAGUUCAGGCAGGUGGGACCGCUUAUACUUGGUGUGGAUCAACGAUACAAAAUCCUGACCAGCAUCAUGACGCAGGGCAAGUCUGCGCUCUCCAACAAGGCCCCCGGUGACUCAUUCAGUGGACAGUCCUCAGCGUCCCCAUCUCCCCCUAGUUAUGAGGAAGCUACUGCAGGUUCAAGUGAACCUUGCUACAAUGACGUUGAGAUGCUCACAGAGUUCACUUGGGAUGAUCGGAACAUCCGACGGAUCUUCAUACGUAAGGUUUAUGCCAUCCUGAUGAUCCAGCUCUUAGUGACCUUUGCUGUUGUGUCUAUUUUCACUUUCUGUGAUCCUGUGAAGGACUACAUUCAAACAAACCCAGGAUGGUAUUGGGCCUCUUACGGAGUGUUUUUCGUGACAUAUUUGACUUUGUCUUGCUGCUCUGCACCGAGGAGACAGUUUCCAUGGAAUUUGAUCCUGCUCACCAUCUUUACACUUGCUCUAUCCUACAUGACAGGGAUGUUGUCCAGCUUCUACAACACCAAGUCAGUGGUUAUGUGUUUGGGCAUCACAACUGCCGUCUGUCUCCUGGUCACAAUCUUGAGUUUCCAAACUAAGGUUGACGUGACAUCAUAUCAAGGUGUGCUCCUCAUCUUCUGUAUUGUCAUGUUUAUCUCUGGACUGGUGCUUGCUGCGGUUCUUCCAUUUAAAUAUGUACCUUGGUUGGAUACCACCUAUGCCGUUUUGGGAGCCAUAUUGUUCACGAUGUUUUUGGCAUUUGACACCCAGCUGCUCAUGGGGAACAAGCGCUACACCAUCAGCCCAGAAGAGUAUAUUUUUGCUACACUCAGCAUCUACCUGGACGUAGUCUAUAUAUUCUCAUUCUUCCUCCAGAUUUUUGGAACAAAACGAGAGUAAAAUGUAAAAAAAGGCACACAUAAAAAAUAAUGGUAAAGUAUAUCAGUAUGUAACAAUAGUCAUAGCAUUUUGAUGGACCCAGAUUUCUUGUCUAACUAAUAUUGAUACUAUUGUUAGUUGUGAGAUGUAGCUAUUGUACAACACAUCUCUCAAUAUCCGCACAAAACAAGUCUUGAAUCUCUCUUCCUCUCCAGCAUGCUUUGGACAUGUUUGGUAUGUUAGCUUGACAUCUUUGCAGUUUUCCGAUCAUAACAACAGACCUGUGUUUAUGUCUUUAGCCUGAAAUAGUCAUGUUGCAUUGCUGAUGUCAACUUCAAUCGAUCAAUCAAUAAAUGUUGAUUUAUAUAGCCCUAAAUCACUAGUGUCUCAAAGGGCUGCACAAACCACAACACAAACCACAUAUGAGGUAUUUGAGCUACUCAGUUCAUCAGGCCAUUCCAACUGGUGGACCUGGGGUAAAAUUCGGCGCUGGAAUGACACCAUACAAAAAUAUUUUUGUUGUAUAGAGGAAGUUUGACCACUGUAAACACAUUGGCAGAUCAUUGCAUUGACAUUUUAACCUUGCUAGCAAACAAAACACUAGAGUCCAAACUUUGGCACCCCUUUAAGUCAUCUCCUUUUUGGUAGUCACGCAAUUUUUUGGCAAUGUGAUUUAUGUAACAAAAGGGUUGCUGUAGCUUGUUAACUUCAGACGUAGUCAGUAAUCAUUUGUUCAACUUUUGCAGUUAUACUAGUAGUGUUCCUAGAGUGCUGUCAUAGAGAUGAUCUUUGACUAGUUUUCUUUGCAGAAAGUCCUUAAAAACAGCAGAGCACACUUGUACCUGGCAAAAAACAAACGGAAAUCAAAUGUCUACUGUAGUUCUGGUUCUCCAGAUUAUACAAAAUAAAAAUAAUGGUGAAGGGAGAAGUCACCUCCACCCUAGUCCUUAGCUUGCUGUAAAUGCGGCCCCCAAAACAAUGUAGUUGAAUAUCCCUGCAUUGCAUCAUGCAUGACACACAAAUAAGACUGCACCAAUACAAUUGUUUGAUCAUUGCACUGAGGAUGAAAGAAGUAAUGGUUUGAAGCGAAUAGUGAUUUACAGGUUGUUUUGAAUUUGGAAAUAUUGUACAGUAAGUAUCAAUGUUUUAUAAUUUCAUUAAUUGUCCCGAGUUGUGUUGUUUAAGUUUAGUCUGUUGUGGGCAUUACGACAGUGCCACUCUCAAAGACUUACAUUUUUAGAAGGGGCUGAUGCUCUAUAUUUAUGAUAUUCGAAGUUUAUUUUUCUAUGUCAGAACAGUAUAUUUCAGGCAGUGUGAGUGCAGAGCAUGACAUGUAUUUGUAAGUUAAGUGGCAUUGGAAUGCACAGAAUGUUGAUGCAGUGUAAAUAAGUGUGAACACUCACUUUGCAUUUCAUUGUAGUGUUAUAUGGUACGAUAAUAAAGAGUGAAUGUGUGCGAAUAUGUCGAUCAACGAUAGAAAUAUAGUUCUUCCUCAAACACAUAAAAGCAUAAACUAUUCAAAAAUUACGCAUCCAUAAGUAAACAUUGAUUGAUUGAUUUGUAUAGUUUACUGUGAGUCAGUGUAUUCUAGUUGUAAGUCCAAAAUGUGAGGUGGACUUGCUUGUUGAUGCUUCAGUCCACACCUUUUCAGUCAAAUAAAAAUGGCAAAUUCUGUUUUGUUUUUGAACACAUAAUAAAACAAUGUUGUUUAUUGA